Dendrobium catenatum is the source of this 800-nucleotide messenger RNA. RefSeq lists its product as uncharacterized. Lineage: Eukaryota; Viridiplantae; Streptophyta; Magnoliopsida; Asparagales; Orchidaceae. The transcript has a single exon. The record is from RefSeq and is a predicted model, not a curated record. Bases 311 to 682 code for a protein of 123 amino acids.
GCUAGUUGGAAAUGGGAAUCCCUCGUUCUCCGAAGAAACAUCACAGAAUGAAUACUCCCUGGAAUUGAAUUCCUUAGCUCCUGAAGGAAGAAACUAUUUGACAUUUGAUCAUGAGUCAGCGUUGAGAAGUAUCACUGAGGACGAAACAAUUGGCACAAACGAUAUUUGGCCAAGUAAAUUUUGUCCAACUCAGAAAAACGAAUACUUCCCUAUCAUCAAGAAGGAAAACCAUGGAAGUUUGCACAAUAUCAGUAAUCAAAAUGGUAUUUGGCAAUUUGAAGAAGGACUUAGAAAGCAUGACUGCGAGUUGAUGAGCAAGCAUGGAGGAAGGAGCAAUGAAGAACAAAAAGAAAAUGUUGAAAUGAAGGCCGAAAAUGGCUUUAUUUCUACAAGGAACAGAGAUGGCGCAAAGAAGCGUGGAGAAAUUUCAAAACCUCAGUGCUUGAUUGUCAAUAGGAAGAGAAGUAGAAUUGAACUGGAAGAUGAUAAUGUUGUUUUGGAAAAAGAAACACCUUUAUCAGCAAGAGGAGUUCUAGCAGAGAAAACCAAUGUUUGUAUUGCCGAGGAAGCAAUUAAAGAAGAUGCUCCUGGGAAAUGGAUGUGUCCUCGCAAGAGCAAGCCGUAUGCUGGGCCUCCAUUGAAGCAGCUUAGACUGGAACGCUGGCUGCAUCGAGAUGUGUAGGGCCAUUCUAUCAAGAAAUUAUUUUGUGCAGAGUCUGGACUGUAAAUAACUGUUUUGAUGUGAGUGUACACAACAUUUGUACAUACUGAGUAUAAUUUUGUACACAAUUUAAUUUUUU